AUGUCCCUCUUACUGCAGCUCAGCGCCGUGGCGCAGCGCACGUUCGGUCCUGUGGGAGGGGGCCACGGCUGGGCAGCCGAGCACGGGCAGGCACCGUCUGUGAGUCACGGCGCACUGACUGUGCACGGUGACUCCCGGCUCUACCUUGUGCGCGACUCGGCGGGAGAGGACUGGGCGAGGCACUCCUACGUGCGCCUCGACCUGGGUGCGUCUCCCCUGCGCUUCACGAUCGACACGAGCAACGUGCCGUGCGGCUGCCUGGCAUGCGUUUACUUGGUGUCAAUGCCUGACCCAGAGGCUGGCCGAUCCAACUAUUGCGACAUGGCGGAGAAUGUGGCGCCUGGCUACCGUGGUCAGACCUGCAUUGAGAUGGACAUACUCGAGGCAAAUUCGCACGCGAUGCAGGCGGCAAUUCACACUGAGGUUGGGGGCGAAUACGGCUCGGGAAAUUGUGAUCGGAAUGGGUGCUUCAUGCGCGUUGGCGGGCCGCAAGCCGACCGGCCCCGGCAAAACAGCUACGGCGUUGGCAAUGACCGGCGCAUAAACAGCGCGAGGCCGUUCGACGUGGAGGCGAGCGUUGACGUGCAAGGCCGCACGACGAUCAUGUUGCGCCAAGAAGGGGUGCGGGUCACGUCGUUUGACCCUCGCCUCGCUGGGAACCCGCAGGGACAGGGCGUGCCGGCAGCGGCAUUGCAAAAGACUCUGAGUGCGCAGGGCACCUUGGCGCUCGUGGCUUCCAUGUGGCGGGCGAAUGACCUCGCGUGGCUGGAUGGCGGCUGCGGUCAAUGUGACCUCAGCCGCGCCUCCUUCACUAUCUCGAAUCUUCAGUUCUCUGGAAUGGCUAAGCCGCCGCCGCCGCCACCGCCGUCACACCCUCCGCCGCCGCGGCCAAAGCCCCCGCCUGCGCCGCCGGAUCCCGUCCAGCCACCGCCGUCACCACCACCACCAUCGCCGUCCCCUCCGCCGCCACUGCCGCCACUGCCGCCGCCGCCCUCUCCAUUUCCACCGCCCUUGCCGCCGCCGCCGCCGCCAGUGUCGCCACCCUUCUUGCUUGGAACCACACCCGCAAAUGCAGCGCUCGCCGCGCUGAGCGGUGCCCUACUGAUUGGCGUUGCAAUAGCGGCCAUGCGCAUCAGUCUUGGCUCGAAGCCGCCACCACCGCCGGUGCAUGAAUUCGCCAUUUGA
Emiliania huxleyi CCMP1516 is the source of this 1185-nucleotide messenger RNA. RefSeq lists its product as hypothetical. The transcript has a single exon. Gene Ontology annotation, molecular function: hydrolase activity, hydrolyzing O-glycosyl compounds. Bases 1 to 1185 code for a protein of 394 amino acids. The record is from RefSeq and is a predicted model, not a curated record. NCBI's taxonomy places the organism in Eukaryota, Haptophyta, Isochrysidales, Noelaerhabdaceae. Gene Ontology annotation, biological process: carbohydrate metabolic process.